This is a messenger RNA of Sporothrix schenckii 1099-18, 1395 nucleotides long. RefSeq lists its product as uncharacterized. The transcript has a single exon. Lineage: Eukaryota; Fungi; Ascomycota; Sordariomycetes; Ophiostomatales; Ophiostomataceae. Bases 1 to 1395 code for a protein of 464 amino acids. The record is from RefSeq and is a predicted model, not a curated record.
AUGAGUCUCUCCGGCUCUGCUCCAUUGGCCAACACCGGCAGCAGCCACAGCCAGACACUGGCGCCGCCGUUUGAGCCCAUCGCCGCCUCUUCUUCCUCCUCUACUGCCCACGAUGAGCAAGCGACCGCUGUGACCGGCAGCGCCUCCAACGAGAAAAAGCAGAAGAAGCGUCGUAGCAUAUUCGGCUUCGGCAAGAAUAAGGUCGAAGGCGCUGGAGCAGACACAUCGUCGUCCGCCGCGUCCGCAGCACGGGCAGCCAGUACCUCUCCAGCCACCGGCGCUUCCCUGCCACCACCCACUCUGUCAAAAUCCCCGCCGCCGCCUCCUCCCAAGACGGGCAGCUUGUCCAACACCGGGGUCGCACCAAAACCGCCCGCCAAGGACGUGCCUGCUCGCAAGCCCACCUCGCCGAUCUUGACCGACAACUUCAGCCCCAUGAGUGCCAGCAUUACCAGCAGCGGCGUUGGUGGCAGCACCACAACCGGCGGAUCCAAUUAUGGUGGCUACUACGUGCUCCCGCCGUCUUCGCCCGGCCGUAGUAUUGCUGCGCUCUCGUCAUCGCCACGCAUGUCGUCGCCUGCCGGCUCGCAGAUCUUUGAGCGCGACGUUCAAGAAAACAACAGCGUGCUCAUGCCGGGCUCCCCUGCCAUCCCCUCCCACAUUACCACCGAGAAUUUUAUUCCGCCCGUCCUCGACGCCUCCUCCGAGGCCAUUACCGACGGCCACCUCGACCCGGACACCGUCGAGAUCAUUACCCAUGCACACCACCAGCCGGCUGGUCUUGCUGUAGCUGGUGGUGGUGGCAGCGGCGGCGGCGGCGUUAACAGCUCUGCUGCCAGCGGCACAUUUGCCUGGGUCGACGACGUUGCUAGCAGUUUUGUGUCUGACAAGGACGACAACGCCUCAAACUACGGCUCCUUUGACACCACCGAUGUGCGCCGUCUCAGCUUUAUCUCGUUUGCCGACGUCGUGCAGGCCGAGCAUCAGCAGCAGCAGCAACAGCAGGCCACCGCCGGUCCCGGCAGUCUGGCGGGCCUGACCAGUCUCGCAGCCCUCAGCGGCGCCAUCAACCGCUCUCCGUCGCCCAUGCGCUCGCCGACCACCACCGACCGCUUCGGCACGAGCCCACCUGCUAGCAAGAGCGGCUCGGUCAAGAACCUGGAUCUGUCUCCGCAGCGCAACCCCUCUGCCGCUCCGAGCAAGGCUCUCGGGUCUCCCACACGGUCUCCCAAGAUUGCCGCCAUUAGCACCGGCAGUGGCAGUGCGCUCUUACAGGUCGCUGGUGGCGGCAACGGCGCUGGUGAGAUUUCGGUGGAGACCAUGUCGCAGGCGCUCCGACGGACGGGCAGCGGUGAUCUGAGUGGUGUGCGGAGCACGCCCCAGAGUCCUAUUUGA